CCGUUCUGCAUCCGCUUCUUUUUUUUUCUGCGAUAGAUUGAGAAAUUCGGUCUCUACCAACCUUGCUCAGCUUCCUUCACCACCGCGCUUCUCCAAUCUCACGCUACUGACACUCCAUCCAGGGCGAGCAAACGCCGUGAACCCUGGAGAUAACCCCGCGAUUUCUACCAAACGAUCUUACCGAAACAUAUUUUCGCCAUGUCGAACGCCCAGAACGAAUCGGCCGCAUGGCCCAAGGCUGAGGAUGCCGGCCUUGUGCAGGAGCUCCUUGACUGUGUGCAGCAGGCCAGCCAUUACAGACAGCUGAAGAAGGGAGCCAACGAGGCCACCAAGUCCAUCUCCCGUGGCACCAGCGAGCUUGUCAUCAUGGCCGCCGAUACCCAGCCGCUGAGCAUCGUCCUUCAUCUGCCCCUUCUCUGCGAAGAUAAGAACGUCGCCUACUGCUUCGUUCCCUCCAAAGUCGCGCUCGGAAGAGCUUGCGGCGUGUCGCGGGCGGUCAUUGCCGUCUCGCUGACCUCCAACGAGGCAUCCGACCUGAACGCCAAGAUUCGUGCCCUGCGCGACAAGGUUGAGAGACUCGCCAUGUAAGGAGGGUUGUUUUUACCGGUUUAUUUUUUUAUUUUGGUGGCAACGAGGUUGGAUAGUCCUCCUUGAGAGCGUGGGCGAUGAUGGCGCGCAGGGAGGAAUCCCUCUUUAGAUUUCGGCAGCAAGAUCUAUGGGGAAAUGG
This is a messenger RNA of Lasiosphaeria miniovina, 727 nucleotides long. RefSeq names its product putative 13 kd U4/U6.U5 snRNP associate protein. The record is from RefSeq and is a predicted model, not a curated record. The coding region runs from base 199 to 588 and encodes 129 amino acids. Lineage: Eukaryota; Fungi; Ascomycota; Sordariomycetes; Sordariales; Lasiosphaeriaceae. Gene Ontology annotation, molecular function: RNA binding. The transcript has 3 exons. Gene Ontology annotation, cellular component: nucleolus; precatalytic spliceosome; U4/U6 x U5 tri-snRNP complex. Gene Ontology annotation, biological process: maturation of LSU-rRNA; mRNA splicing, via spliceosome; maturation of SSU-rRNA.